Rhagoletis pomonella (apple maggot) is the source of this 3074-nucleotide messenger RNA. RefSeq lists its product as uncharacterized. The record is from RefSeq and is a predicted model, not a curated record. The transcript is spliced from 5 exons. NCBI's taxonomy places the organism in Eukaryota, Metazoa, Arthropoda, Insecta, Diptera, Tephritidae. The coding region runs from base 1291 to 2691 and encodes 466 amino acids.
CAAAAAAAAGUAUGUGGUAGCUAAAUAUAGCCACCAAAGGGCUGAAACGGCAACACUGUUUAGGAUGGAACUAUGCCUGAACGGCAUUUCCCUGCAGGGCCUGAAGGCAUACAGUCUGAUGGCGCUGUAAGCAGCCGAGUGUAGUUUCCUCAGUCUCAGGGCACUCUCCUUGAUAAAGAGAUCAAUCGGUGGCAUAUGGCAUUCAAUGCAUCGGAUGGAGAUGAUCUGAUUAACCCAUUAAUGGCAAGGCAGGCCGACAUUUUCAACAAACCCGUGAACCGGGUGAAAUAAUUGGGCGAAUCACCGCCUGGUAUAUACAAAAACAAAUCAUUAGAUCAGGAUGUAUUAAAAUACCAUUUCACCUGCGUGGUAACCAACUCUGGAUGAAUAAAGAUCUCAUUAAUGUAAGGUAAGCGGAAGUGAGUUCAAGGAGAUUAACAGCGUCUCUGAAAUCAAUUCAGAAAUUUACCUGCUGUAGAAAGUUAGAUCUGGAACCUAUUCCCUUACAGCUGUCUUGGUCAUGUGUUACGAAUGUUCACAAACACUGCAGAUCUGAAAGUAUCUGAAGGUCUGAUAUGUGAAGGAAGGUACAAGUCAAGAACGACUUGCCUCAUUUUAGUAGGGGUAGCAGAGAAAGAAGAAUCAAACUUGAUUUACAAGAGCUACCCUAACUUACCUACAUAGAUAUAUAUAUAUUAUGUAUAUGUAUAUGUAUCAGAAUGUGCUUUUCCAUUCAAUUGCUACCAAAUAAUAAUCAAUAUUUUAGUUGCACAGAAAAUUGUAAAACAAUAAAAACAAAUGGCAUGAACAAAAUGAUGGCUAAACAGCAACAACAAAAACAAUAAAAGAAAGAAAAACCAACAAACCUCAAAGAACAAAGAACAACAACAAUAAACUCAAGCCGUCGCUGGUGAAAGAAAAGCAACGUUAAUUAAAUAGUAAUGUCCGUGAGAAAAAUGUCAGCUUUGAUUUUGUACUCGUAAGCGAGACUCAAGUUGUUCAAGAAUGAAUGUCAGGUAGGUGUGCCAGACAAGCAAUACGGUGUAAAGCAAUAGCGUUAGAUCAGUUAAACAAAUGCUACGCGCACGAAACGCAGCAUAUGCAAAGGCGCUAGUGCAUUCAUAGCCAAAUCAGAAUUGCGUUUUUGUAUAAAUAGUACAGUGUUAUUGAAAGGUUUUUGUGUAGCAAAUAAGAUCGAAAACAAUAAAAAAAAAACACAAUUAGAGUGCAUUAAAAAAGUUGUAAAUUAUAUACGUUCAAUAAAACGACGAGUAUACCGAAAAUCGGAAAAUGUUGUCGAGCAAUGGCAAUCAAGCGCAGUAUCUGUAUUUUUUAUUAUCGGGCGCGGUGGCAAUGGCCAUUAUCAUACUCGCCUAUUUUUCAGUGCGCACAACACUAGAUUCUAAGCUGCGCGAAGACCUUAAUUCAUUGCAAAAAUCUUACUUCUACGUAAAACCAACAAAGUCAUGGCAAUACAACAACUCUUGGCGGCAAAUUGGCAGCAAAGCGAAUCAUUUAAUCUACUCCGCAUAUUUCGAUGACCGAUUGGAUGUGCUUGAUUCUAUCAUUGAUCAUGAGACCAGAGUUCCCAUAGGUUCCUUGCGCAUAAUCGCUAUAUUGCCACGACAUUUCAAGGAUGCUAUUACCUGCAUCAUCAGGUUCGAGGAUUUCGUCGAUGAAUUUGUGCCCAUCGGCAAAGUGGAGCCACUGAACGAGCACCAUGAUUACACAUUCGCGCCAUAUUCCAUUAUGUGUCCCCUUUAUGUGGAUCGUAACAACACUGUGCUGCGCUUGCCACAAGCGGUGGCAGUUUCCUAUCCGUCCAACAGACUUAGCCAGCUGAGCCCCACAUUUGUGCCCAUCAGUUAUCCCCGCGACUUACACCAAUUAUUUUCCCUUUCUCGCCCAGUGCUCUCAGUUUGUAUCGGUCCGCUACAACAGAACUAUUCGGAUGUUUUACGCAUCGCCGAGUUCGUGGAAAUGUAUCGCAUACUAGGCGCACGCCACUUUUAUUUCUACCACCUCUCCGCUAGUGAGGAUGUAAUGCGUCUGUUGCAGCACUAUCAGCAUGAAGGCAUCGCCGACGUGCUGCAGUGGAAUGUGCCAACUGAGUUGUUGCCUGAUGUACACUAUGCUGCCAUAAUGGCGCAUAUCAAUGACUGCGUCUAUCGCGCAAUGGUUGUUGAGAACUAUCGAUACGCAGCCGUGGUGGAUUUGGAUGAGAUACUCAUUCCGCUCAAACACAAUUCCUUGUCAAGUUUCCUGCGACAGUGCGACGAGGGACGCACUUCAGCCUACAUCUUUCGCAAUGUAUUCUUCUAUAAGUUGGACAGCAAUGACAGCUUCAGCCUGCCGGCGCACACUCGCAAUCGCUUCCUAUACACACAAAUGAAGGUGCGACGUACGUUGGAUAUUAUGCCUGCUCAUCAGCGUAGUAAAUGCAUCGUGAAUACACAAUCCAUCAUCGAGAUGGGCAAUCAUUUUGUAUGGCGUGAAGCUCCUGGCUAUACGGAGACGACUAUGCCCCAAAGUGUGGGUCUACUUUUCCACUAUCGCGACCAGUGCAUCAAUUGUAAGGCCCAACUGAUGGUAGACUAUACUGCGCGGCGAUUUGGUUCGCUUCUAUGGGAUCGGGUGGACGAGACUUGCGGCCAAGUGUUCACCGAGCGCGGUAUAUGCGAAGCGGCUUAGGGGGAAGUGGGGUAGCGUGAUAUUAAAAAUAGAAGACUAACUUACUUGAUUUCAGUGUUCAAAUUGCCUAUUUAAGACUACUUUAAGUGCUUGCAAAUUUUGUUAUUAUUUAUUCAACAAACAAAAAAAAAAAAAAUAGAUUCCAUAAAUAAAGUUAAGUUAGUAUUAAAGGUACAGUUUAUAGUUUAAUUAAGAAUUGUAGAAAAAUAUGUAAAUAUUAAGAAAGUAUAAAAAUCUAGGCAACUGUUUAUUUAAUAAAAUUUUAUCGAAUUUAACACUAAUUGGCUAUGUCCGUCGCAGAAAAUUUAUGAAUGAGAUUGCAAACAUGUUUGCCGCAAAUUCCAAACAAUAAGUGUCACUGUAAUGGAUAAUAAAUAUGUAGC